Chenopodium quinoa (quinoa) is the source of this 2751-nucleotide messenger RNA. RefSeq lists its product as uncharacterized. The record is from RefSeq and is a predicted model, not a curated record. Lineage: Eukaryota; Viridiplantae; Streptophyta; Magnoliopsida; Caryophyllales; Amaranthaceae. The coding region runs from base 1783 to 2664 and encodes 293 amino acids. The transcript has 7 exons.
GACUCCAUUUUUCCUAAACCACCCAUUAUCAUUCUUCAUCAAAACUGAUAAUAUCCGAAAUUCAAGGCGAGAUAAGAGAAGAUGAAUCUCUAUCUUUGUUCACAAAUUUAUCUCUUCAAUCCCAGAAAACCUAGGUUGUUUUCGGUUAUUAAAUCCCCAAUUAUCCCUUCUAGAAAAUACACAAGUAUUACCACAAAAAUACGGAAGGUUCGUGAGGCUGGGUAGAGCACGAAUUGGUCCAAGGUUGAUCGAUUGGGUGGUAUUGGAAGGUGAAGGGACGAAUUUGACGGUGGAUUCGAGCAGCGGCUGUUUGAUUUCUUGGCUCAGUUCAUAAGUUCUCCUUAAUUUACUCCUCACCUUUUAAUUUUGUGAUUAAUUUGUUUGCUUCUACUUGGUGAAUUGGAUGUAAUUUGAUCUUUAAUUUCCUGAUUUAUGUUUCGUCGUUUAAACGCUGAGUAUAAUCGUUUCAAUAUUCAAUUUGGUAUUUAAUUGAUUCACAUAUUCUUCUUUGUUUUAUAUGAACGUUUAAUUUACUUGUAAUAGUAUUCAAUUGCUAGUAUGAGGUAAUUAGACUAUGCUAAAUUAUUACAUGAUGCGGCAUUAUUUGAUAAGUUAGAGUGAAUGACUCGAUAUUACUAGUUUGAGCGGCUCAACCGUAGUUUUGUUGAGUUUGUGGGUUGAUCUAAUAAAUUAAGUUUAUUGGGGUAGAAAGUGUAUUAGUAAGAUUCUGAUCGAUUUCUAGUGAGCUAUACAUGUCAAAUCAACUGCGGCGGUAAUUUGACUACCUAGAUAUUAAAUUGAAUAUUGAAGGAGACUAUAUGAAGGAAGUUGGGAAUUUAAGUUAUAUCGUAUUAAUCAAUGAUCGAUUUGUUAUCAUAUUGGUGGUUUGCUUGUCGUCUAUUUUAAACAACAGAUUAGUAUAUUAUUUUUUUAUUUUGUUUGGUUUAAUUACUCGUUUGAUUAAACCCCCCCAAUCUCAUGUACAUAGUGUGAAUAAUACUCUUUUAUGUAUAUAGUUCAUGUUUCGAGUUGAUUUUGGGUUUAUAAAGGUAAUUAAUCUCCUCGUGGGUUCGACCCUUACUUACCCUUUCUGCUAGUUGUUAAUAUUUUUGAAGGUUUAAGUUAGGUAAUUUAUUAACUUGUUGCAUGUUAACAUUGGUUCCACCUAGUCGAUUUUUUUUUUGGAAUUUUUAUCUUGUUCCGUUGUUUUAUCUUCAAUGUCUAUAAUCAUGUAAGAGAUUAUGUGUAGAUUAAAGUAGAUUAUUUUUCGUAUGGUAUUGUUUUAUUGAAAUUUAAAAUUGUUCAAAUUUUUUGAUAAUAUAAUGGAAUUUUUAAAGUAUAAAAAAUCCGAAAAAAAUUAAUUAAAAAAACGGUUAACAUUACAUUGUGAUGGCGGAUUGUAGUUCAAAAGCAUUGGAUGAUCAAGAGGAUAAUAUUUGGGAGAAAUUGCUUAAAUUCCAAGAUGGUUCUUUGGAAGAUUUGCUAGUCACCAACGAUCCCCAAGACAAACAAUUCCUAGCCACCAAUAACUCAACCGAAGCUACGCAAUGUUCCGACCAGUGUAGUAUAGUUCAGAUUUCAACACAAGCGGAACCCAAUCGAGAGUAUUGUAAGGAUGAUGUUCAUACCGAAGGGAAUGUUCUUGAUGGUCAGGGUCACGCUGAUGUUCAUGUGCGCCCUCUUUGAGUGGUGGAUGUUACUAGUGAGGAUGAUUGUGGGUUUAAGGGAGGCAGUGGUCAUGAAGACUUGCCCACGAAGGGGCCAGAGCCUUCACAUGCUGCAAUGGCGGAGUUACCCAAAAAGGAUGUUAUGGAUAAAGUUGGCAGGCCGCACGAUGACAUGCACAAUGAUGGUGAUCAGCCUGCUCGUGUGGAAUUUACCAAAAAGAAGAAUGUUGAAGCUACAGUAGCAGAGAAAGGAGUUGUAUCCGAGGGUGUUGCACCUUCGAGAAAGCGAGGAAGACCGCGUAAAGAAGGACCCAAGCACUACCCUAUUGUUAGGACCUACCCUAAAGAUGUUGUGAAGGUUUUGAAGAAAAUAAGCUCUCAAAGAAGGAAGUACGUGAGGAAAACAGUUUUCAAGUCUUUUCUUGACAUAAAAAUCAAACAUUUCGAUAGGAAUUUCUUGGCAUAUUUAUAUAGCCGAUGGGAUGCUAGUAGGAAAGUACUACGUAUUCGAGAUGAUUACGAAGUACAGAUAGAUGAUGAGAUGGUCGGGUGGAUCACGGGACUUCCAUACGGUGAAGUGACCCGAGACAUUCCUCCAGUAAAAAGGGGGAAAUCUAGUAUCCAGGAUAUGAAGACCGAAAACAGAAAUGCUGGUGGAAUCGGCUACAGAGUUGUGCAUAACAUGUGUUUGGAUGAAGCCAAGGAAAAAUCUGAAUUUUUGAAGCACUUUGUUCUCUAUGUUUUUGGUAAUAUUUUAUGCACGACGACUAGCAACAACAUUAGCCCGGACCUCUGUUGGUUGGUGAGAAGGAAGUUUCUGCGUGAUGCUAAGAAGUACAGCUGGUCAAAGUUUAUCCUAGAGUGGAUGGUGAAAUAUGGAAAUGGGGAUUCUACCAAGGGGUUUAAAGGAUCUCCUACGGUUCUGAUGGCGGAUGCACGAUCCACAUGGUGCAUCUCUUUCAAAAAAAAGCGGAAAAAACAUUGCAUAAAAAUAUAAAGAACAUUUAGUUUAAGUGAAAAGAACAUAUUAUAGAAUUGUAAUGAACAUUGUAUAGAUAUGUAAAAAACAUUCCGUUAAAGUGCA